AAACGUCUCAUUACUUUUUUCCUCACUCCCCCAAAAUUCUGCGUACCAAAUUACUCUAUUUUUUUUGUUGUCCCAAAUUCCGAAGCACCCUUCACUAACUUGUCUCUUUCAGUUGUGUCUCUUCUACUACUACCCCACUUCACUCAACCACCCUUCUUCAUUAAUCAAAUUUCUUUUUUGCUGUUACAAUAUUACUCAGAAGAGUGAUUUUAUGGCCUAAUUCAAGCAAUUUUGCUUCUGUGAAACGGUCAAGAAUCAUUCCUUUUCUUCAUUUUGCUGAAACUUUGAAGAUUUCAGCACCCAAUUAUCCAUUUUUUAACAAAGUUCUUCGAUUUGGCCAUUUGGGGUGUUUUGUUCUGGUAUAACAUUGUGUUGGUGUGAUGCUUGGGAUGGAUGCAUCAGUGGAAAUGGGUCCUACUGAGGGUGCUGUUCUGGCUUUACUGGACUUUCUGGUUGAUCCUUUGCUGCCCGCCAGAUCAUCUUCAAGGGAGGCUAUCACUCCUGCUCAAGAAGAAUUGGUUGCUAAACAGGUGCAUGCAGUAGUGUUGCUGUACAAUUAUUACCACAGGAAACAACAUCUAGAUCUGGAUUUUUUGGAUUUUCAGUCUUUCUGCAAGCUGGCUGUGGUUCUGAAACCAAGUCUGCAAUCAUACUGUACGCUCAUGGAAAGGACAGACUAUGCUGAGCUGGAUGACCUAGACAAACAUCUGUCAUUGACUGAGAAAGCGAUCAUGAAUGCUUGUGAUACUGCCAGAAGUUUAGAUGCAUCAAACAACAAACCGGACAUUGAAGGUUGGCCUGUUACUAAAGUUGCUGUUUUCUUAUUUGAUCCCAGAAGAGAAAACUGCUAUUUGUUCCAUGGUUCCAUCACUAAGGGGGUAUGGUCGGCAAUUGAAAAAGAGGUUAAUGCUCCUAGUCAAGGGUCAGAAGCUGUAAAUAAAAAGACUCGAGUCAUUAAGAAGGCAUCAAAAGAGAAUCAAACUGCAGAUGAAACUGUUCUUCGACAGCUUGCCUACAUAGCUGUCAAGGAAACAUGCGGUACGCUUAUAUGCUCACUUGGUAUUAAUUAUUGUGAUCUUAAAAUUUUGGAGAACCACUUGGUGUAUUCCACAAGCAAAGAAAAGACAGCUGUUCGCUUAUAUAUAAUGCAAUGCAGGCAAACAAAUCUGAACGUGGACCUGGUUCCAAUAAAUGAUGUCAUGGACAGCUUGCAUGGACCAUUGGUUAGAAAGGGUUCCUCCAGCUGGAUCUUUACAUCUGUUGUUGAAUAUUUUCACUUGCUUCCAUUUUCCGAUAAACUUUCAGAUUGCCUGGCAAGGGAAAUCCCCCUAGGUUCUCCACAACAUUUCGAAGAGACAAAGGAGGAUGGAAAACAACAAUCAGAUGCAGGAGCGGAAUACGAAUACUUCUCUGGCUUUCCUUCUUUGGAAGACCCGCUCCUGAACAUUUCUGAAUCUAUGGAAGCAACAAAGGAGGUUCGAAAUGGCAGAAGACAUCACUUGAAAGAGGACGGUAUUCAAUAUGUCUCACAAGGUUCUGAAGCACUGGAUGUGUUUCCAAAUGUCAGUAGCUUUAAUAUAAACAAGGAGCCCCCUCCAUCCAAUUCACAACACCCGGAAGCGGGACAGGUAGUGAAAAACGAUAGUGGUUAUCGACGAAGAGGGGAUCAUGUUGAGCCUGUAGUGUACAAGAAAAGAAAUAAAUCGAUAAAGAACAACUCCAGUAAAAAUCCAGGUGGCAAGACGACCAAUGCUCCUACAGAUUUUCCAAGGCAGUCAAAUUAUCAGUCAAUUGUUGUGGCAGACUUUCCUAUUACAAGUUCCAGGGAACAUGAUGUUGCAGGGACUUCAUCUGGUAAUGGGUUCGCUGAUAUUGUGAUGCCACAUCAAGAUGGAAAACAAAACUGUGUUUCUUCUGAAGCCGACUUCAAGCAUUUCCGCAAAUUUCAGCUUGCUAUUGCUUCAAAGGACAAAUUGAUAUCGAAUACUGCACUAAGUGUUCUGCUUAGGAAGAGAGAGCAACUGUCCCUGCAGGUUCGCAGUUUUGAAGAUGAAAUUGCCGUGUGUGAUAGAAGCAUCCAAACUAUUUUAAGUGGUGGUGAAGAUGAUUUAGCUGUUAAAAUAGACUCCAUUUUGGACGGUUGUAACGAGAAUUGUCUGAGAACUGUUGGUGCAGCUGGAGACAAAGCAUCGCUGCAUCUUGAAGAUCAAGGCUUGGCUUCAAUAGGGAAGAGGAGAAGACUUUCUGAGGCCAACAUGUGUACACAGAGUCCUUGUCAGGAGUUGGAUGGUUUAUGCAAUGCAAACUUUUGGUUUUUACCAACUUACUGUUUAUCAACAUCAGAAGGUGGCUUCCAGGCUACUGUUACUCUGAAGGGAAUCGAUUUUGAGUGUUCAAGUGAAGGAACCAUACAAACAAACCCUUGUGAAGCGAGGAAUUCAGCUGCAUCAAACAUUUUGGUUAAACUGCGGAGUAUGCAAGCUGAAUCAUAAUAGUUCAUCAAAGCCAAAUUUCACCUGUAAGUAAGCAUGCAUGCAUCUUGGUGUAAAUGUGCUGCUUAAUUAGGGCUUCUCUCUCUUGUUUUUUUUUUUAGAUUUAAGUAGCGCGAAAAGGACCACAUUGUAAAGUUUAUGUAUAUCUCUAGACAUGUAAACCCUUAGAUUAUUAGUGUUAAUUUAGUUAGGCGUUAGAGCUCCAUAUGUUGAAGCUUAGAUCCUAGCAGAGAAGUUCUGGUAAACUGAUCCGGAAACGGCAGUAUGACCUCUUGUAGCGCGGUCAUGAGUUUAGGCUCAAUAAUAGUGCAUGACAUUGACGAGUGACCGUACUUCUAUUGCACUUGUACCAUAAGAUAAUUGUUCGAAAACUUUGAUCCCAUAUUUCUUCCGGUCAAGGCGCGUAUUUGGAAGAUUCGAUAA
Molecule: messenger RNA, 2915 nt
Organism: Spinacia oleracea (spinach)
Lineage: Eukaryota; Viridiplantae; Streptophyta; Magnoliopsida; Caryophyllales; Amaranthaceae
Exons: 11
Coding region: 381-2492 (703 amino acids)
Source: RefSeq, a predicted model, not a curated record